Molecule: messenger RNA, 2553 nt
Organism: Nomascus leucogenys (northern white-cheeked gibbon)
Lineage: Eukaryota; Metazoa; Chordata; Mammalia; Primates; Hylobatidae
Gene: GNB4
Product: G protein subunit beta 4
Biological process (GO): G protein-coupled receptor signaling pathway
Cellular component (GO): cytoplasm; heterotrimeric G-protein complex
Molecular function (GO): protein binding; signaling receptor complex adaptor activity
Source: RefSeq, a predicted model, not a curated record
GGUCUGCGCGCCCCCGGCACGUCCCCGCCGGGCCCGCGCGCCUCGUGCCUCAAGCCUCGCGCCUCGCGCCUCCAGCCACGUCCCCGCCCCGGCUCCGGCGCGCCGGGGAGUUGGCUCCUGGGAGGUGCGGGACUGGGUGUGGCCGGCGGCUCUGGUCUCGGCGGUGUGCUGAGCUCUCCACGCCGGCUUCGCGCUCCAGGGGCUGCUGAGCGCCCAGCGGACCCCGGCAGCGCGCGGUCGACGCGGGCCCGAGCUCCCUCCAGCUGUUUUCACUCAUUAGCUCCUGAGGUAAACAAAUUGAAAAAAUGAGCGAACUGGAACAGUUGAGGCAAGAAGCAGAACAACUGCGGAAUCAGAUUCAGGAUGCUCGGAAAGCAUGUAAUGAUGCAACGCUUGUUCAGAUUACAUCAAAUAUGGACUCCGUGGGUCGAAUACAAAUGCGAACAAGACGUACACUGAGGGGCCACCUAGCUAAAAUCUAUGCUAUGCAUUGGGGAUACGAUUCCAGGCUGCUAGUCAGUGCUUCCCAAGAUGGAAAAUUAAUUAUUUGGGAUAGCUAUACAACAAAUAAGAUGCAUGCUAUUCCUUUGAGGUCCUCCUGGGUGAUGACCUGUGCUUAUGCUCCCUCUGGUAAUUAUGUUGCCUGUGGAGGCUUGGACAACAUCUGCUCUAUAUAUAACUUAAAGACCAGAGAGGGAAAUGUGAGAGUAAGCCGAGAGUUGCCAGGUCACACAGGGUACUUGUCCUGCUGUCGUUUUUUAGAUGACAGCCAAAUUGUUACAAGUUCAGGAGAUACAACUUGUGCUUUAUGGGACAUCGAAACUGCCCAGCAGACCACCACAUUCACUGGGCAUUCUGGAGAUGUGAUGAGUCUUUCUCUGAGUCCUGACAUGAGGACUUUUGUUUCUGGUGCUUGUGAUGCCUCUUCCAAAUUAUGGGAUAUUCGAGAUGGAAUGUGUAGACAGUCUUUCACGGGACAUGUCUCAGAUAUUAAUGCUGUCAGUUUUUUCCCAAAUGGAUAUGCCUUCGCCACUGGCUCUGAUGAUGCCACUUGCCGGCUCUUUGACCUUCGUGCAGAUCAAGAGUUAUUAUUAUAUUCUCAUGACAAUAUCAUCUGUGGAAUCACUUCUGUAGCCUUCUCAAAAAGUGGGCGUCUCUUGUUGGCUGGUUACGAUGACUUUAAUUGUAACGUAUGGGACACGCUAAAAGGAGAUCGUGCAGGUGUCCUUGCUGGUCAUGACAACCGUGUGAGCUGCUUAGGUGUAACUGAUGAUGGCAUGGCUGUGGCAACAGGCUCUUGGGACAGUUUUCUUAGAAUCUGGAAUUAACAGUGUCAUACAUAUUCUUUGUUCUCCAUUGAUACAUCUGGAGAAAUCAAUGCUACAGCCUAUAGCUGUGAAAAAGUUCUACCUUAUAUUUGCAGGUGAAGAUUUUUCUAUGAGAUUAUAUACAAAAACAAGCUUUCAGUAAACUACCAAAAAAAAGUGGGGGUGGGGGAAAAAAGGCAAAGGCGCCUUCUGAGAUCAAAAGGACCAGUGUAUGUAUUUGAGGGGUUGGGUUAAUUUAACCUUGAUGAAUUGUUGUGUGUACUCAGAGUCUAUUUUCUUUGUGCAGAACAGAAUGUACACAUUAUAGCAGCUCGCCAUUGUGUUUGCAUUUUUUAAGAAGUACAUUUUUAACUUUGUAUACACAAGAAAUGUCACAUUUUUGAGUUUUAUAAUGGAAGAACCAGGCACAGAAACAGACAGAAAUGAUACUGUAUGUGUCUGUAUUUAUGUCUGAAGAAAGUCCCCUUGAAUUCUAUCUCUUUGAAUCUAAGAGAUCCUGAUGGCUUCAUGUUUAAGAGCAUUGACAGGCGGGGCACCUCUGAGGGGAGUCCAUUGUUUCUCAUGCAUCAUUUGCCGUAUACUAUUAAUCAAAGUGCUUGCUUUCAGUCCUUUGAGGGGACAGAUAAUCUGAAGAGAUUAGAGAUUUCACUGAUAUUUUGGACAUAGAUAAAAAACAUCAUUAUAAUUUAUUAAUAAAAAGUAGGUAAUAGCAUAUAAAUGGUUCUUGACAUUUUAAAAGCCUGGUUAUGAUCAGUUGACACUUUGAGUACCCCCCUAAAUAGCUGGACUUUCCUAUUCAUUUCAUAUUUGGAACUAAGUCUGUAAGGUAUACUCAUCUUUCAGAGGUUUGGUAAACAUUGGGAUUGUCCCUGCAUCUGAACAUCUUUCCCAGUGCUAUCAGUGUACAUCUAGAGAGGAAAUGCAAUGUGACAGUGUUACAUUUGGAGAGAAGUGUGAAAUCUAACCAAUCGCUAGCACAUAUUUGUUGUAAUAUGGUGGUUUAUUUCAUGUUUGCAUACUAUAAAAUCUGAAUUGAUGUGAAAUAUCUGUGCCUUUAAAUUUCUUAAAAUGAAACCUUUAAGCUUUUUGUUCUGUUUUGCAAUAUUUUGUAGUAUUUCUUCCCUUCCUUAGCACAAAAUACUGGUUUCUAAGUGGUUUUGCUUCAAAGGAUGUCUAGAUGUAAGUGAUUCCACUUAAAGCCAAAAUAAAAGUUCCGAAAGCAGUU